GUGCACCACAAAUAGUGACCAAAAUAUAGUGACAUUAUGGUAAACUUUUGAAACUACUAGGCAGAUUGCAGGGGCUAAAAUAACCAACGCAGCUCAGUAAGUCUGUUUCUUAAAGGUCCGCUCUACCUAAGUUUGCACAAAAUCAGAAGCCCGAAGAGUCGAGAAGGGCUGAGGCCUGGCCUCAAGAUAUCUAGGCUAACCAGAACCUGGUCAUUGAUGAGUAGGCUUAGCUGGAAACCCAAAACAGCAGGCUUACUAUGGACUGAUUUCACUCGCUCUCCCCAGAGAGCCUGCCCUUUAUUCUGCUCCUAAUUGCAGAACGUGCAUAUUCUUGCGAAGAAACUAUGUUAUACAUGUCCAAUUAUACUUUCACAUGAAACCAUUUCUAUUUCUUUCUUCUCCAAAAUCUUUAGUCCUUAAGUUACUGUCUUCAACAACUUUCAAGCACCAAAUUGUCUUGUAUCACAAUUCUGUUAAGCCAUUCUCAUCAACCAAAACAACCAGAUGGAACUCAACGACCAAUGUCAUUGUCACGCACCCAGUUCUGUUGAUAAUGGAGUCAUGCACUUGCAUGAUUCAAUUAAAGCAAAUCCAAGCCCACAUGAUCAUAACAGGUCUCAUUACUCACACAUUCCCUGUAAGCCGUGUGUUAGCCUUUUGUGCUCUGGCUGACACUGGAGAUAUAAGGCAUGCCCAUUUAUUAUUUAAUCAGAUUGAAUACCCAAAUACUUAUAUAUGGAAUACAAUGAUCAGAGGUUUCUCUAAUGCCAAAAUGCCUGUUAUGGGGCUCUCCUUCUUUUGGCAAAUGGUUCGAGAACGUGUUGAAAUGGACACUAGGAGCUUUGUUUUCGCGCUAAAAGCGUCCGAGCAGUUUUUAACAGCCCUAGAAGGGGAAUCAAUUCAUUGUGCAAUUUGGAAAAUAGGUUUUCCUUGUGCUUUGUUAGUUCAAAAUGGGUUGAUUCAUUUUUAUAGUGUGCAUGGUUGUUUGGUUUUAGCUCGUAAAGUGUUUGAUGAAACUCCUGCGAGGGAUGUUGUUUCUUGGACUUCAAUGAUUGAUGGUUAUUCUACGCAUGAUUAUUAUACUGACGCUUUGAAGCUUUUUGAUUCCAUGUUGUUGAGUGAUGUUGAGCCAAAUGAAGUUACUAUGAUCUCUGUGCUUUCAGCUUGCUCUCAGAAAGGGGAUUUGAGUUUGGGGAAAAGUAUCCAUGAAUAUGUAAGAAGAAAGAAUUUGAAUCUUAGCGUGAACUUGAUGAAUGCAAUUUUGGAUAUGUAUGUGAAAUGUGGUUGCUUGGUGGCUGCUAGAGAGAUUUUCGACAGCAUGGGAACUAAAGAUGUGUUCUCGUGGACUAGCAUGGUUAACGGGUAUGCUAAAACUGGGGAACUAGAGAUAGCAAGAAAAUUUUUUGAUGACAUGCCAAAGAGAAAUGUGGUUUCUUGGAAUGCCAUGAUUGCCGGUUACUCUCAGAAUAAUCAACCAAAAAAAGCUAUAGUAUUGUUUCAUCAUAUGGUGGGAGAAGGUUUGAUCCCAAUUGAGAAUACAUUGGUGUGCGUGCUCUCUGCUUGUGGUCAGUUGGGGUAUUUGGACUUGGGUCGGUUGAUUCAUAUGUACCACAUUGAGAGAAAACAGAAAGGAACUAGUGUGAUUAUAGCAAAUGCAUUGAUAGACAUGUAUGCUAAAUGUGGAGUAAUAGAUGCUGCUGCUAGAGUUUUUAACGGAAUGCCAGGGAGAGAUUUGGUCUCUUGGAAUUCUAUGAUUGCUGCUUGUGCUAGUCACGGGCAUGCCAAGCAAGCUCUUCUUAUGUUUGGGCAAAUGAUACAUGAGGGUUUUAAGCCAGAUGAUAUUACAUUUGUGGGUGUCUUGUCAGCUUGCGAUCAUGGUGGGCUAGUUACUAAAGGCAGAGAAUAUUUCCAAGAGAUGGAAGGAAAAUUUGGUAUCAAGCCCAAGGCAGAACACUAUGCUUGUAUGAUUGAUUUACUUGGUCGAGUUGGACUCCUACAAGAAGCUUCUGCCUUAAUAACCGAGAUGCCAAUGAAGCCAAAUGUGGCUGCUUGGGGUGCUCUUCUUAAUGCAUGUAAGAUGCAUGGAAAUGUCGAACUAGCUGAAAUUGCUGCUAGGGAACUUUUAGACUUGGAUCCUGGGGAUAGUGGCAUAUACGUUUCCUUAGCAAUAACUUGCGCCAAUGGUAAAAGGUGGGGCGAUGUAAGGAUGAUCAGAAGCAUGAUGAGGGAGAGGCAGGUUAAGAAGAUUCCUGGCCAUAGCUUGAUAGAGGUUGAGGGCCAAUUUCAUGAAUUUUUGGCCAGUGACAAGUCACACCCGCUAUCUGAAGAUAUUUACAAAACAUUACAUGGAAUAUAUUCAUUAUCGAAAUUAGUAGAUUAUGUACCAAAGACUUCUGGAAUGAUUCACUUGUUUCUGUUUUCAGAAAAUUGCUCAACAUCUUAUGCAUAAA
Molecule: messenger RNA, 2450 nt
Organism: Ricinus communis (castor bean)
Lineage: Eukaryota; Viridiplantae; Streptophyta; Magnoliopsida; Malpighiales; Euphorbiaceae
Product: pentatricopeptide repeat-containing protein At2g22410, mitochondrial
Exons: 1
Coding region: 374-2449 (691 amino acids)
Biological process (GO): RNA modification
Molecular function (GO): RNA binding; protein binding
Source: RefSeq, a predicted model, not a curated record